AUGAACAGGUCUCACAUUCAGCAAUCAUUGAAGGAUAUCGUUCCCAAUUUUGCAGGAGCAUACCCUCCAGCUCUUCUCUCAUACAUUGACUCAGUCUAUCAGUUGAGUUUGCAAAAACUCCCUAUACUCCCUCACAAGGCCGAUGUCGCCCGAUACCACUUAUGCACAUACUUGACAGUCGAGAGAUAUCAACAAAAGUUUUCGCUUCCGACGCCAAAUCUACAAAAAGUGCCUGUUCAGCCAAAGUUUCUCGAGAAGCUUUUAGAUGAUAUCCAGGAUAAAGUCAUGUCUUCAAUGUCCACACCAGCUUCAACUCCAAAGAAGCUUUUCGCGGAUGAGAUGCUGCCAUCCAAAAAACGGCCAUUCACGCCCACAGUGGGGUCACCGUUGAGAAAGCUUCAAAAACUUCUGGGCAUACAAGACGAACCCCCCCAAAAGGCGGUGGAGUCUCCUUUCAAUACUCCCUUGAAGUCGCUGGCGACAAGUCCCACGCGAGACAUUUUCAAAACCCCAAGAACUUCGCCUGCGAAGAACCCGCAAACAUGCUCGCCGUCUUCAUCGCGGUAUCUCAAGCAAUUGUCUAUCCCAGACUUUGUGUCAUUUGCCAAUAAUUUCUACAUCCCUGCUUCGGUAACUCCACAUCUUUUAGAAAUGUUUGUAGCCGAGCGAUAUAAAUUUGUGAGAAGAAACGAAUGGCUAUUAGCGUGCGGCUUGAUACAUGCUGCAUAUGUCCGAAUCAAUGACAAGCUAUUCAAAAAUACAAUCGGGAAAAAAUCUGAGUUCCAGGACCAGCUCUUUCAAUAUCAAAAGGGAAAUCUCAUGAAGAAAGUCAUGAUCGAAUGGAUCAACCGAGUUGAGGAAUCAGUCAAGGGUCAGCCGUGGGCCUUAGAUUUGGAGUUGAAGUACGUGCACAAUGAUUGGACAGUUGAAGAUACUACACGUGAAAAAGAAAUUGAGGCAAAGCUUGGAAAAGGCUGGGAGAUUGUUCGUGGGCUCGGCUCCUUUAUUGACCCUUCUGUGAUGUUCGAUAAGCCGUCGCAGAUCGAAUACUACAAUACAUGGGCGCGGCGAUUACGCGAAAAAGUCAAGUCUUUGGGAACCCCACCACCAGAAACUAGCCAAGACUUGCCGCUGUCGACUUGA
Messenger RNA from Metschnikowia bicuspidata var. bicuspidata NRRL YB-4993, 1143 nucleotides. Its product is annotated as origin recognition complex subunit 6. The record is from RefSeq and is a predicted model, not a curated record. Gene Ontology annotation, cellular component: nuclear origin of replication recognition complex. Gene Ontology annotation, molecular function: DNA binding. Gene Ontology annotation, biological process: DNA replication. The transcript has 2 exons. The coding region runs from base 1 to 1143 and encodes 380 amino acids. NCBI's taxonomy places the organism in Eukaryota, Fungi, Ascomycota, Pichiomycetes, Serinales, Metschnikowiaceae.